Molecule: messenger RNA, 766 nt
Organism: Rhizophagus irregularis DAOM 181602=DAOM 197198
Lineage: Eukaryota; Fungi; Glomeromycota; Glomeromycetes; Glomerales; Glomeraceae
Source: RefSeq, a predicted model, not a curated record
UUUACAAUCAAAUUUACAAUCAAAUUUUCAACCAAAUUUUUCAAUUUGAAUUUUCUCAAAUAUUACUAAAAUCUAAAAUGUCUUACCAAAUGUGUGCAAAUUUCAUCAAUACUCCUUUAAAUACUAUUCCUCUUGACAAAUGUUUUCCAUACCAUCUUCAAUCUGCUGAACCAUUUACCUCUCAGUAUUUAUCAAUAUUCAUUACUUACUUAUACAUUCUUUUUAUAUUUUUAUUCAUAUAUACAAAUCUUCUCACCAAUACACUCAUUUUAUUCUCAAUAUUGAUAAAAACCAUAAUUAAUACUUUCUUUUUCCUUUCCUUAAAUCUCUCUCUCUCAAAUCUCUCUCUUCUCCUCCAACAAUUUCAUCCAUCAAAUCUUCUAUCAAAUCUCUCUCCUUUUAAACAUUUUCUUAUUUCAAAUCUUUUAUUAUUAUCACAAUAUUCUCUUGCUAUGUCAAUUAUUCUUUUAUUUCUUGAUUCUCUUCUUUAUUUUCUUGAUUUUCUUUAUGAGUUAACUCAUUCUAUAAUAUUAUUUCUUUUAUCUUCACUUUCUUUUUACAAACAUAAAAUUGAUUUGAUAGUUGAUUUAAAAAAUACCCUUGAAAAUUCCCAAUAAAUUAGACAUUAUUUAAUUAAAUAAUUUUAUAUUACGUAGCUAGGUCCAUGGCUUACCAAAUAUAGCAUGGAGACGUAAUCUUUACCCUUUGGUCAACUCGGGAAUACUUGGCCAUUCUUAGAUAGAUAAUUUUUACAAGGGGAUCGUUU